Molecule: messenger RNA, 2712 nt
Organism: Coccomyxa subellipsoidea C-169
Lineage: Eukaryota; Viridiplantae; Chlorophyta; Trebouxiophyceae; Coccomyxaceae
Product: alpha-1,6-glucosidase
Exons: 18
Biological process (GO): carbohydrate metabolic process
Molecular function (GO): pullulanase activity
Source: RefSeq, a predicted model, not a curated record
UGGGGACUGCACAUCUGGGCAGAUGUGAGACAAGAGACCGAGUGGGGCGAGCCCUUGCCCCUCAAAGGCUGCUUGGCCUGCGCCUAUUGCAUUUCUGAUGUCAUUGAUCACUGCAAAGGGGAUGAGAAGGACGCUGGGGGAGAGAUAGUGGAGAUCCGAGAUGAGGUGCCAGAUAUCUGGUUGCUGGACGGCAGCAAGACUGUGUACUUCCAGAAGCCUGAUCUGGCCAGCCUUCCUCGGGGCGACCUUUCCAAGAGCUUUGCCCACUGGGUGGAAGGGGGCAUUAUAGCAUGGAGGGUGCCACCAGUGGGUCCGAGCGACCAGCGCCGCAGCUUCAAGCUUCACAGCAGCCAAAAUGCAAGCCUGAGUCUGACAGGUGAGCAGCACACCUCUGGGAGCGAUAACAGUCUUUGUUGUAAAUAUCGAGAUUCAGCUUGUUUCCUGAGUAGCAUGUGGAUGAUACUAUUCUGUGCAAUAAUUGACGUGGUUGACUUGCUGAAGCACCAGCUCGUGGUCUCGGUUGCAGAGGCAGAUGGCACACCAGUAGACGCCACAGGCAUUCAGCUGCAAGGUGUACUCGACGAGCUGUGCUUUUAUGACGGUCCCCUUGGAGCGACUGUGACUAAGGAGGAUGUGCAGCUGACUGUGUGGGCCCCCACAGCACAGCAGGUGAUGGAGCUGCUGCUGUGGGAUGGUCCAAGAGGGGGGCAGGCACAAGUGCUGCCCAUGUCACCAGGCAAGGCAGGUUCCUGGACAGUUUCGGGGCCAUCUGCGUGGGUAGGCAAGUACUACAAGUAUCGCCUGAAGGUAUAUUCCCCUUGGUCAAGGGAAAUUGAAUUGCUGGAGGCAACCGACCCCUACUCCCGCAGCCUCGCUGCGGACGGCGCGCGAACACAGAUCAUGGAUCUGUCGCUGCCAGAUCUGGCGCCGGAGGGGUGGGCAACGGAUGCGUUCCCUCCAUCGAUCACCCCUACAGACAUCUCCGUGUAUGAGCUGCACAUCCGCGACUUCUCUGCAUCGGACUCCACAGUCCCCGAGCGCAUGCGCGGCAAGUAUGGCGCAUUUGCCUUGGAGGAAACAGCGGGGGUGAAGCAUCUGGCGGACCUACACUCAGCCGGCCUCACACAUGUUCACCUGCUGCCCUCCUAUGACUACGGGUCUGUGCCGGAGCGGGCCGAGGACCAGCAGACGCCAGAGGGGGAUCUGGCGUCCUACCCGUCGGACAGCCCCAAGCAGCAGGAGGCCGUGUGGGCAGUGGCUGCCACUGACGCCUACCAGUGGGGCUAUGACCCUGUCCACUACGGCGUUCCUGAGGGAAGCUAUGCCACCAACCCGGACGGGCCAACUCGUAUCCUCGAAUACAGGUGUAUGGUUCAGGGGCUGCACAGGCUGGGACUCAGAGUGGUGCUGGACGUGGUCUACAACCACACCUUCCACUCACUCAUGGACGGUGCCGACAGCCCGUACGCGGUGCUGGACAAGCUGGUGCCGGGGUACUACCACCGGCGGACCGAGGGCGGCGACAUCUGCGCGUCCUGCUGUUGCAACAACAUGGCCACCGAGCACGCCAUGGCCGAGCGCCUAGUCAUCGAUGACGUCACCCACUGGGCGCGCACCUACAAGGUGGACGGGUUCCGAUUCGACAUAAUGGGCCACCUGAUGGUGCCGAGCAUGCAGAAGAUCCAGGCCGCGCUCGGCGCGCUCACCCUCCAGGCUGACGGGGUGGAUGGCAGGGGAAUAUACAUCUACGGCGAGGCCUGGGACUUUGGCGAGGUGGCGUGCAACCAGCGCGGCCAGAAUGCGAGCCAGCUCAACAUCGGAGGCACAGGGCUGGGAUCAUUCAAUGACCGAUUUAGGGAUGCGUUGAUGGGAGGCAGCCCCUUUGCUUCCCCUCGCUACCAGGGGUUUGUCAGCGGCCUGCAGACCAGCUCCAACUCCUUCACGCAGGCGCGCACACCGCCCAUCCAGCUGUCGCUACUGUUAGAAUUCACAGACAUGCUGCGGCUGUCUUUGGCGGGCAACCUCAAGGACUACGAGAUUGUGGACGCUCGGGGGGUCACCGUGCGCGGGGACAAGCUCUUUUAUGGCAGCUCCCCUGCCGGAUAUGCCGUCAACCCCUGGGAGACUGUAAACUACGCCGCCUGCCACGACAAUGAGACCCUCUUCGAUCAGAUCAUGCUGAAGUCGGCGGAGGACGAGGGGAUUGACACGCGCGUACGGAGGUGCCAGCUGGCGAUGGCGCUGGUCGCGUUCUCGCAGGGCGUUGCCUUCUUCCACGCCGGAGAUGAGAUCCUGCGCUCCAAGAGCCUCGACCGUGACUCCUACAACUCAGGCGACUGGUUCAAUCGCCUGGACUUCAGCUACGCGACCAACAAUUUUGGGGUGGGGCUACCUCCUGCUGCCAAAAAUGAGGCUGCCUGGCCCAUCAAGCAGCCCCUGCUGGCCAACCACUCCUUCAAGCCCUCCUCCGAUCUCAUCAAGGCGUCCAAGGCGUACUUCGAGGAGCUGCUGCGGGUGCGCUACUCUUCACCGCUGUUCCGGCUGCCGACAGCCGACGCCAUAAAGCGCCAAGUGACCUUCCACAACACCGGGCCCGAGCAGGCGUGUACCUCUAGGAAUAUAGUAUUCAAGUCUAGGGUUCAGGGUGUGAAUUACCCUCGAAUGCUGCACCAUUGCUGCUGCGUCGCUGGCUACGGCAUGUAUAAACUCUGA